UUGUCCUCAGAGAGGCUGAGAUCCAGUCUUGUGCCUACCUUGAGAACUUCAAAACCAGAACGAGAAGCACAGUGUCCGUGCGCCAGGGCCAGGGCAUGGUGCUGCUGUGUGGACCACCACCCCAUUCUGGAGAGCUCACCUACGCGUGGAUCUUCAACGAGUACCCGACCUUCGUGCACCAGGACAGCCGGCGCUUCGUGUCGCAGGAGACGGGCAACCUCUACAUCGCCAAGGUGGAGGCGUCUGACGUGGGCAACUACACCUGUGUGGUGACCAACACCGUGACCAACAGCAGGGUCCUGGGCCCCCCCACCCCCCUCAUCCUCAGGAAUGACGGGGUGAUGGGAGAGUAUGAGCCGAAAAUAGAAGUGCAGUUCCCAGAAACUGUUCCAUCUGCAAAAGGAACAACGGUGAAACUGGAGUGCUUUGCCUUGGGGAACCCAGUUCCUACCAUCAGCUGGAGGAGAGCUGAUGGGAAACAGAUCCCCAGGAAAGCCAGGAGACACAGAUCCAGUGGACUCCUUGAAAUCCCAAAUUUUCAGCAAGAAGACUCUGGACCCUAUGAAUGUGUAGCUGAAAACGUGAGAGGGAAGAACGUGGCACGAGGACAACUGACAUUUUACGCUCAGCCCAGCUGGGUGCAGAGGAUCAGCGAUGUGCACGCAGCCAUCGAGGAACGCGUGGCCUGGGAGUGCCGAGCCAGCGGGAGACCGAAGCCCUCGUACCACUGGCUGAAGGAUGGGGAACCACUGCUGCCCCAGGGCAGAGUUCAGCUGGAGCAAGGCUCACUCACCAUCACCAACGUCAGCUUGGCAGAUGCUGGAAUGUACCAGUGUGUGGCAGAAAACAGGCAUGGCAUCAUUUUUGCCAGUGCAGAGCUGAGUGUCAUAGCCAUUGGUCCAGACUUUUCCAAAACCCUCCUAAAGAAGUUGACUCUUGUUAAAGUGGGAGGUGAAGUCAUCAUUGAGUGUAAGCCGAAAGCUUCUCCCAGACCUACUUAUUCUUGGAAGAAAGGCAAAGACAUCCUAAGAGAAAAUGAGAGAAUCACUGUCCUGGACGACGGGAGCCUCAGGAUUGUCAAUGUCACCAAGUCUGACGCAGGAAGCUACACCUGUGUGGCCACCAACCACUUUGGGACUGCGAGCAGCACGGGCAGCUUGGUGGUGAAAGAUCCAACGCGGGUUAUGGUGUCACCUUUCAGCAUGGAUGUCACGGUUGGAGAGAGCAUUGUCUUGCCCUGUCAGGUCUCUCACGACCACUCGCUGGAUAUCAUGUUCACGUGGUCAUUUAAUGGACACCUGAUAGAUUUUGAGAAAGAUGGGGAUCACUUCGAGAGAGUUGGAGGGGAUUCAGCUGGUGAUUUGAUGAUCAGAAGCAUCCAGCUGAAGCACGCGGGGAAAUACGUCUGCAUGGUGCAAACGAGCGUGGACAAGUUAUCAGCUGCUGCAGACCUGAUUGUAAGAGGUCCCCCAGGUCCCCCGGAGGGUGUGACGAUCGACGAGGUGACCGACACCACGGCCCAGCUGUCCUGGAGGGCAGGAGCAGACAACCACAGCCCAAUCACCAUGUAUGUUGUGCAGGCCAGGACGCCCUUCUCGGUGGGGUGGCAAGCAGUGAGCACAGUUCCAGAGAUCAUCGACGGCAGGACCUUCACAGCGACCGUGGUGGGGCUGAACCCCUGGGUGGAGUACGAGUUCCGGGUGGUGGCUGCCAACCACAUCGGCAUUGGGGAGCCCAGCAGGCCCUCAGAGAAGAGAAGAACUGAAGAAGCUCUUCCUGAAGUGACUCCAGCUAAUGUCAGUGGAGGUGGAGGGAGCAAGUCCGAGCUGGUCAUUACAUGGGAGACAGUGCCUGAGGAGCUGCAGAACGGAGGUGGCUUUGGCUACGUGGUGGCCUUCAGGCCCUUCGGCACGGUCAGCUGGAUGCAGACCGUGGUGGCCUCCCCGGACGCCGCCAGAUACGUCUUCCGCAACGAGACGCUGCCGCCCUUCUCGCCCUACGAAGUGAAGGUUGGGGUGUACAACAACAAGGGCGAGGGCUCCUUCAGCCCCGUCACCGUCGUCUACUCCGCGGAGGAAGAGCCCACGAGAGCCCCAACCACUGUGCUGGCCAGAAGUCUUUCUGCCUCAGAUGUUGAAGUUUCUUGGGCUCCCCCUUGGGAGAACCAGCACAAAGGAAGAAUACAGGGAUAUGAGGUCAGGUGUUGGCGACACGACGAGAAGGAAGAGAACGCCAAGAGGAUCCGCACGGUUGGCAAUCAAACCUCCACCAGAGUCAGCAACCUGCGAGGCAAUGCCCUGUACCACCUGGCAGUCAGGGCCUACAACACGGCCGGGACGGGACCCUCCAGCGCCGCCGUCAACGUCACCACCAGAAAGCCACCACCGAGUCAGCCCCCCGGGAACAUCAUGUGGAAUUCAUCCGACUCCAAGAUCAUACUGAACUGGGACCAGGUGAAAGCACUGGACAAUGAGUCUGAAGUGAGAGGCUACAAAGUUUUGUACAGGUGGAACAGGCAGAGCAGCACGUCUGUAAUAGAAACAAACAAGACCUCAGUGGAGCUGUCCCUGCCCUUCGACGAGGACUACAUCGUGGAGAUCAGGCCCUUCAGCGACGGUGGCGACGGCAGCAGCAGCGAGCAGAUCCGGAUCCCAAAGAUCUCCAACGCGUCCGCGCGAGGCUCCGGCUCGUCGCCCUCGGCCGCCUGUGCCCUGUCAGCCAUCAGCACCAUCGUCCUCUCCCUCACAGCUCGCUCCACUUUAUGACAAAGAUGACAACGAGGACUUCUUCUUUAUAAUAUAAGCAACAUUUAGCUAGUUGUUUUGAAGACACCCAGUACUAAGUAAUAUUGUGGUUCGAGUACAUCUUACUACUGGAAAAAA
Acanthisitta chloris (rifleman) is the source of this 2882-nucleotide messenger RNA. Its product is annotated as contactin-4. Gene Ontology annotation, molecular function: cell-cell adhesion mediator activity. The transcript is spliced from 20 exons. Gene Ontology annotation, biological process: cell-cell adhesion; brain development. The annotation marks the transcript as partial. NCBI's taxonomy places the organism in Eukaryota, Metazoa, Chordata, Aves, Passeriformes, Acanthisittidae. The record is from RefSeq and is a predicted model, not a curated record.